This is a messenger RNA of Prorocentrum cordatum, 2054 nucleotides long. Lineage: Eukaryota; Dinophyceae; Prorocentrales; Prorocentraceae. The record is from the annotation of a GenBank genome assembly.
AGGGCGUGAGUGGCCCCAGGACCCUCGCGCGUCGCGCACCGCGGGGGCGCGCUGCGCGAAGCGAGGUGACCCGGCUUCCCUGUCGGCUCCCCCUCGCCAGGGACCUUCGCCGCCGCCUUCGGCGCGGCGGAGUGCGCGCCGUGCGCGCCCGGGACGUACAGCGGCGCGGCCGCCCCGGUCUGCUCGCCGUGCCCCCCGGGGUCCUUCUCCGCGGCGGGCGGGGCCUGCGAGGAGUGCGGCCUGGGCCUGUUCGCGGCGGAGGCCGGCGCGGUGGCCUGCGAGGCGUGCCCCAGCGAGCGGAGCACGCCCGCGGUCGGCAGCAAGGCCCGCGGCAGCUGCAUCUGCCCCAGGGGGAUGUUCGCCGGCGAGGCGGAGGAUUGCAUCAGCUGCGCGGUCCUGCACACGGCCCCGGCGGGGUCGACCAGCGAGGACGCGUGCCGCUUGGACGCUACUGGCGCGGCCCUGAUCGUCAGCCUGGGCGUGGCGCUGGUGCUCGGCUUCCUCGCCUUCGUGCUGAUCCGGAGGCAGCUCGCCAAGCUCAUGGCCUACAAGGAGAAGGUGCUCAUGAGCCACAUCAACGCGUGCAUGAAGAGCUCCUCGCAGCUGGAGUACCCGUACAUCCUGGUGUCGGCGAGGUCGCUCUUCGGGGCGGGGCGCCUCUGCAGCUACGAAGAGGUGCGGGACCGCGUCGAGGGCGGCUUCCACCUGGUGCUCGAGAAGGUCGCACACAGCUCGAGCGUCUUCAAGGAGAUGGGGAAUCGGGUCGUCUUCUUCUCGCACCAGUGGACGGACUUCCACCAUCCAGACCCGACGGGCGCCCAGUACGCCUACAUGGUCUGGAGCCUGAGGGAGAUCAUGCAGAAGAAGGGCUGGACGGAGGAGCAGACCUUCUACUGGGUCGACUACACGUGCGUGCCCCAGGGCCACCCGGGGAUCCAGCAGCUGGCGAUCAACUCGCUCCCCGUCUACGCCUCUGCCUGCGACGCGUUCAUCAUCGUGGCGCCGGAGAUCGCCCACACGCAGACCCAGCAGGUCCUCGGCCCCGACACCUACUUCCGCCGGGCCUGGUGCCGGGCCGAGCAGCUCAGCUGCUACAUCCGCAACGGCUGCGGCGACAUGUUCCUCGCCAGGGGGCCGAUGGACGGCGCGACCGCGGGGUCGACCACGGCGGAGCUGACCGCACUCGACGAGGCGUCGGCCACGACGCACAUGGGUGUCUUCCAGGGCGAGAUGACGUGCUGCCGCCUGCGGCACCACGGCAUGGAGCGGUGCGACCGCCAGAGCUUGGUGCAGCCGAUGCUGGGCCUGUACGCUGAGGCGUACCUGCUCCGGGAAAAGGACGAGCGCCACCGCCGCAUUCACGACCUCCUCGCGGCGCGGCGGGACGAGCUCUUCCCCGAACAGUUCGUCUACACCACCCCGUCUGGCGAGCAGCGGAAGCCCCUCUUCGGCAAGGUCAUGGGCCGGCUCCAGUCGCACCUGGCCGACAAGGAGAAGGCCAGCCACCUCGAGCGGCAGCACCUCCGGCACGAGGCGUCGGACGAGGAGAAGGCGGGCGUCAUGCGGAUGACGAGGACCCUGACGAGCCGGACGGAGACGCCCCAGUUCGACAGCGUCGAGGGGACCGACAGCGUCGAGGGGAUCGACAGCAUCGACCUGCAUUGGCUGCCCACCCUGUCUGCGGCCACCAAGGCAGGCGUCGUGCGGCGUGUGCGGAGCACGAGGAGCCUGACGGACUGGCACGAGGAGCCCAUCGGCCUCUCCCUAUCGCCCCGCGACAACAUCGACAGGGUCGACAGCAUCGACAUGCGGUGCCUGCCCACCCUGUCAAACACGGCGGACUCGCACCGCCUGAUCGCCCCGUCUGCAGCCGAGAUGACCGACAGCAUCGAUAUGCAUCGCCUGCCCACUCUGUCUGGAGCCAACAGCAUCGAUGUGAACCGCCUGCCCACUGUGCCUGCGACCGAGGGAAUCGACAGCAUCGAUGUGCACCGCCUGCCCACCGACUCGUAUUGCCUGCCCUUUGGCGCCGACUCCACCAUCUGACGAGGAGG